AGCGUUUUCGCCUGUAACGAAAAGUAAAACUUUAAAAUUAAUUUGUGGGAUUUUCUUGGUCCCAAAAAGAUGAGAAUAUUUUUUUGAUCUAAUAAGGCAAUUAUCAAUCAUAACCUUCCUUAAAAAAGCGUCAAGUAGCCUAGUAGUGACUUAAUGUACGUUCGCAGGAUUCUGAUGUUGCAAGUUCGGGAAGUAGCACAAAGAAAGAGGCUAAAAAGGAUUCUGAUGUUGCAAGUUCGGGAAGUAGCACAAAGAAAGAGGCUAAAAAGGAUUCUGAUGUUGCAAGUUCGGGAAGUAGCACAAAGAAAGAGGCUAAAAAGGAUUCUGAUGUUGCAAGUUCGGGAAGUAGCACAAAGAAAGAGGCUAAAAAGGAUUCUGAUGUUGCAAGUUCUGGAAGUAGCACAAAGAAAAAGGCUGGAAAGGGUCGUACGCCUUCCGCAAGUCCGAAAAGUUCUUCUACAAAAACAAAAGAUAAAAAGGUACAAAUUUUAA
This is a messenger RNA of Plutella xylostella (diamondback moth), 492 nucleotides long. Lineage: Eukaryota; Metazoa; Arthropoda; Insecta; Lepidoptera; Plutellidae. The record is from RefSeq and is a predicted model, not a curated record.